Messenger RNA from Daphnia magna, 1637 nucleotides. RefSeq names its product POU domain protein 2-like. Gene Ontology annotation, biological process: regulation of transcription by RNA polymerase II. The record is from RefSeq and is a predicted model, not a curated record. Lineage: Eukaryota; Metazoa; Arthropoda; Branchiopoda; Diplostraca; Daphniidae. Gene Ontology annotation, molecular function: DNA-binding transcription factor activity, RNA polymerase II-specific; RNA polymerase II cis-regulatory region sequence-specific DNA binding.
CAGCCGCCGGUCUACCUGGCCUGUCUGGCCUGUCCUUUUCGGCCCAGGAAGUUCAAGCUAUGCAACAGAAUUUUCAACAGCAGGCUAUUCAGCAGUUGGCGUUGCUUCAACAAGGGGCAGCCGCCUCCCAAUUCAGUCCACAGGCCCAGUUUUAUCUACAGAGCCACGUACAACAAGCCCUAGUUCAAGCAGCUCAGCAGUACCAACAGCUGCAGAAACAACAACAGUCAGUCAUUUCGUCUCAGCGAACCAAUUUCACCGACGCUCAACAUCAACUUCACAUCCAACAGCAACACAUUCAACAGCAACACGUUCAGGAGCAGCAGCAGCAGCAGCAGCACAAACAAUUGCAGCAGCAACAACAACAACAACAAGAGAAACAACAGCAAGUCGAACAACAACCGUCUCGAGAACAUUCUCCUCGGCAUCAUCACCAUUCGUCGAAUCCAGCGCCGGCCGAAGUGGCGGCCCCCGUCAUGACGAAAGCGGCGGCGACGCACAGCUCGCGGACGUCGUCCAACUCUUCGUCGGCCUCUGGUCAGCUGACGAUCGAGGUCGGCACAGCCGGCAACGCUGGCACUGGAACGAACCCUGCCGCCACGCCGCUGUACGACUUGCCACCGGAAGAGACUACGGAUCUAGAAGAGCUGGAACAGUUUGCCAAAACGUUUAAACAGCGAAGAAUUAAACUCGGUUUCACCCAGGGUGAUGUUGGUUUGGCCAUGGGCAAACUGUACGGCAAUGAUUUUAGCCAGACGACCAUAUCACGUUUCGAAGCGCUCAACCUGUCGUUCAAGAACAUGUGCAAAUUGAAGCCGCUUCUGCAGAAAUGGCUGGAAGACGCCGACAGCGCUCUGGGUGGCGGUGGCAAUGGCCCUGGAGGCAACGGCUGCCUGGGCGGAACGACCGGACUGGCCAGCAUUGCAUCCGGCGGCGUUGGCGGCGUUCCCUUGUCUUCGCCGCUAGGUGGCGGUGGCGGCAGCAGCGUCAGCGACGGAUUGGGUCGUCGCCGGAAGAAGAGGACGUCGAUUGAGACGAGCGUGCGAGUCGCGCUGGAAAAGGCGUUUUUGGCCAAUCCGAAACCCACGUCGGAAGAGAUCGCCAUGCUGGCCGACGGCCUAUCUAUGGAGAAGGAAGUUGUCCGCGUCUGGUUUUGCAACAGACGCCAAAAGGAAAAGAGAAUUAAUCCGCCGAGCAGCGGGAUGACAAGUCCGAGCCCAUCUGGGCCUGGUGGGAUUGGCGGAUCGGGUGGACGCGAUGGCAACAAUAGCAGCGGAGGCGGCGGUGGCGGCAGCGUGACUCCCACCAUUCCGGUGACUCCGCCUAACACGGCGGCCAUGCUGGCUUCGAUUGCGUCCAUCACGCCGCCAUCGUCGCUGACGGGACUCGGCUCUUCGCCCUCUCCCGAUCCACCGACUCCACCCAACGUACCUCUGUCUCUCGUUACGACUGCCCAUUCGUAUCCGCGCGGCGGAUCGCCGCCGACGUCCAUGUCGUCUCACCAGCUGGCCAUGAACAUGGCGAUGGGCAUGCGCUCUUCGCCCACGUCCUCCUCUUCACCUCUGCCCCUCUCUUUGACGUACAAUCCUAGGCUCGGUUUGGGUUCGACGGGUCCGGCUACAAUUCCCACCGAAUGA